Messenger RNA from Sinocyclocheilus rhinocerous, 4114 nucleotides. Its product is annotated as ATP-binding cassette sub-family D member 1-like. The record is from RefSeq and is a predicted model, not a curated record. Gene Ontology annotation, biological process: long-chain fatty acid import into peroxisome; fatty acid beta-oxidation; peroxisome organization. Gene Ontology annotation, cellular component: peroxisomal membrane. NCBI's taxonomy places the organism in Eukaryota, Metazoa, Chordata, Actinopteri, Cypriniformes, Cyprinidae. Gene Ontology annotation, molecular function: ATP hydrolysis activity; ABC-type transporter activity; ATP binding. Bases 997 to 3324 code for a protein of 775 amino acids. The transcript is spliced from 10 exons.
GCCGGAGCUCCGGUGAGGCUGAUGGAUUUACCCCCGGACUCAAAACACACACCGGCGGCUUUAAUUCUGCACUCGGACCGUUUAAUGAGCUAAAUGACAGAGACUGCAUGUGCUCGUCACGAUGAGGGUCUGUCAUAUUUCCGAUCUGCUGUGAAAAUGACCUUUACGUGGAUCAAAACAGACGGAAAUUUGGACGGAGGAAGUUGAAGUAAAGCGAAUAACGUUAUAUUAGCCAGCGGCGCUAGCACCGCUUCUCAAACGACACUUAUUUGAUAUUUACAUGCUGUCUGAUUCAAUAUAGUGGAGAUGUAAACGUGUAAAUAGUGUUUUAUAUAGUUUUUGUGUCACCCCGCUGUUUGUUUUUAGUAACGUUACUCUUGAGUUUAUUAGCUUGCUAGCUGUCGUUUGAACUACCUCUGAAGCCAGGACAUGUUGUUUGCCAGUUUAUUUACACUUAAAGUAUAUUUUACGUUAGUUUACUUACAACAUAUUAACAUUUAACUUAUCGUAUAAACAAACAACAUUUCCCACAGCAGUCGUUCAGAGGAGAUCUGUCAUAACACAAGUGUCAACUGUCUCUGAUGCUUCUUAAACUCCUUAGCAGAAACAAAUAUAGACACAGAUGAGACUGUUGACAUGCAGUUAACGUUAGAGUUUAAAGGCCUUCAUGUGUAUGGCUGGGAUUGUUUGUUAGAAUGAGAAAUAUCUGAGUUGGUUUCUCUUCUGAAACUUUGGAGGAGACACUUGUUUGUGAGAUUGCAGUGUCCUAAUAACAAAAUUACAUACAACUCUCCACUUUUCUCCAUUUAAUCUCAUUGCUGUCUCUGAAACCUUUGAGGUUUCCAAUAGAAGGUGUUCGAUAUGCUGUCAGUUUGCUGAAAUCGCAUUUCUAUUAGUUUACAUGAAUAGACAUCCGUAUAGCUGUGUGCUUUAGCAACCUGCUUUUCAAUAACCUUCAUUUUGAAUGAUCUCAGUAUCGAUAAGCUACAAAGAAAAAUGUCUGUGUACUCAAAACUGCCCUCUGAGCUGAAGAAACCCCUUGUGAGAAACACCAUUCUCCUUCUAGUUGGGCUAUAUGGUGCGAAGAAAUUUUCCCCUUAUGUAUAUGACAAGCUCAAAGGAAGGACUAGUAAACAGGUUAAGGCCACAGACCCAGUUACCUCUAAUGGAGAACCUCAAGAAGUGGAAGCCGCAAAGAAAAAGAAAAGCUCCCCGGCUGUGAACCGUGAAUUCUUCGAGAGGUUAAUUCAUCUCUUGAAAAUCCUCUUUCCUCGGCUUUUCUGCAAAGAACUCGGCCUGCUCGGUUUCCACUCUCUAGCCCUCAUUUCACGCACCUUUCUCUCCAUCUAUGUAGCCAAUUUGGAUGGGCAAAUAGUGAAAACCAUUGUGAAGAAAGACCCCAGGGCGUUUGUGGUUGAGUUAACUAAAUGGCUGCUCAUUGCCAUUCCCGCCACAUUUGUGAACAGUGCCAUCCGUUACCUGGAGGGUCAGCUGACCCUCGCCUUUCGCACCCGGUUGGUCACCCACGCCUACAUGAUGUAUUUCAGCGAUCAGACGUAUUACCGUGUCAGCAACAUGGACGGCCGGCUGGCGAACCCUGAUCAGUCCUUGACCGAAGAUGUGGUGAUGUUCGCUGCCUCUGUGGCUCAUCUGUACUCGAACCUGACCAAGCCUAUCCUCGAUGUAGUGGUGACCUGUUACACUCUCAUUAAAACCGCCGAGUCGAAAGGUGCCAACACCACAUGGCCCUCCAUCAUAGCUGGCAUUGUGGUGGCACUUACUGCCAAGAUUCUGAGAGCGUUCUCACCCCGCUUUGGUAAGCUGGUGGCCGAGGAAGCCAGGAGGAAAGGUGACCUGAGAUACAUGCAUUCACGCAUAAUCGCCAAUUCAGAGGAGAUCGCCUUCUAUGGAGGACAUAAGAUCGAGAUGUUGCAGCUGCAGCAGAGCUACGCCUCGCUGUCCAAGCAGAUUAACCUGAUCCUGUUCAAGAGGCUUUGGUAUGUCAUGCUGGAACAGUUCCUGAUGAAAUAUCUCUGGAGCGCAUCGGGCCUGGUCAUGGUCGCCGUGCCCAUCAUCACUGCCACCGGAUAUUCUAAAUAUGAUUCAGAGGAUGUGAAACAGGCAGCCCUGGUGAUGAAGGAGGAGGACUUGGUGAGUGAACGCACACAGGCUUUCACCACGGCCCGGAACCUUCUGAACGCUGCAGCUGAUGCGGUGGAGAGGAUCAUGAUCUCCUACAAAGAGGUCACAGAGCUGGCUGGAUAUACGGCUCGUGUGUAUGAGAUGUUUGAGGUGUUUGAGGAUGUGCAUGCUGGGAUGUACCGCCGUUCGGCCUCAGAGGUGAAGCCAGAGGAGACAGGGGCGGCUCGGAAGAUAAAACAUGGCAUGAGAGUGGAGGGACCGCUCCAGAUCAGAGGUAACGUGAUUGAUGUGGAACAGGGCAUCAAAUGUGAAAACCUGCCCAUAAUAACUCCUACAGGGGAUGUGGUGGUUUCCAGCCUGAAUAUACAGGUUGAUGAAGGCAUGCAUCUGCUGAUCACGGGCCCCAACGGUUGUGGAAAAAGCUCUCUGUUCAGAAUCCUGAGCGGCCUCUGGCCCGUCUACAGCGGAGUGCUUUACAAACCAUCACCCGAGCACAUGUUUUACAUACCUCAAAGACCUUAUAUGUCGGUGGGAACGCUGAGAGAUCAGGUCAUCUAUCCUCACUCUGUUCAGGAGAUGCAGGAGAAAGGCAUCACUGACCAGCAGCUGGAAAACAUCCUCAAAACUGUGAACCUCUGUUACAUCCUGGAGAGAGAAGGAGGUUGGGAUGCAAUGAGCGACUGGAAGGACGUGUUGUCUGGAGGAGAGAAGCAGCGCAUGGGCAUGGCCAGGAUGUUUUACCAUAAGCCUCAAUACGCACUCCUGGAUGAGUGCACGAGUGCUGUGAGUAUUGAUGUGGAAGGCAAAAUCUUUGAAGCUGCAAAGGAUGCUGGGAUUGCUCUUCUCUCUAUUACACACCGUCCUUCUCUCUGGAAGUACCACUCCCACCUGCUGCAGUUUGAUGGCGAGGGCGGCUGGCGCUUUGAAAAGCUGGAUGCCUCCACGCGUAUUUCCCUGCAGGACGAGAAGCUCCGACUCGAGACCCAGCUCUCGGGAAUUCCCAAGAUGCAGCAGCGGCUGGCAGAGCUGUGCCACAUUCUGGGGGAGGACAGCAGUCUGCCGAACCCAGGGGAAGUGGAGGAAGAUGACGGGAUGGAGGGAGAGAGGGAGCACCAGAAGGAGGGGGAGGAGAAGGAGGGAGAUGUAGUAUCUGGUAGAAAAGACAAAGACCUUAUGGAGUGAUAUGAAGACAGAUGACGGAUGCAUUCAAGGCCAGCUGUGAGCGUAUGUGUGUGUGUGUGUGUGUGUGUGCAUACAGUAUAUCUGCCCACAUAUGUUUUAGAUGCAUGCAUUGACUUGAGAAUGUGUUUCUAAUAGGGUUGGGAAUCAAAAACUUAAUCAGAACCAGUUAAAUUUUUUAAAGAAAUACCACAUCGGGAAUCGUUUUAAGGAUGUUUGGUUCUGUUACCGGUUUUAGAACGUUUACAUUCCAGCAACGAUUCAGAAGAAACAGCAAUAAAAUAUGCAAAACAGAUGAACGUAUCAGAGCCACCUUGAACCACCUUUGCUGUUGUCAUGAUGAUCAACGUGCAUCUUGCGUGAGAAUCAGCAAUCAACGGUUGAGUGUGUAAUUGUCGAUUUCCAUGAUUUAAAAAGUCUGUGAAAAUCGGCUAUAACCUUUUCUUUUUCACAGACUUUGAUUACAUUUAGGGUUGUGGGUCAUUCAGAACUGAAUUCAGAAUGUUUUUAACCCUUGUGUUGCAAAAUCCUUUACCUAAUUUGGUGUUCCUGGUCAAAAAAUGACUGGCUUUUUAAAAUAAUUGCUUAUAAAAGUCUUGUUAUACUGUAUUUUCACCAAAUCUUGGAUUUAAUCUUUUUGUCAACUUGUUUUCUUUCAAUCAGCACAGAUUUUGUAUAUCUUUUUUCGAACUGACUGAUCGUAGGCCUUUUUGUUCUAAGCGAAUGCACCUCAGAUUUUGAGUGAAAAAGCAUUGUUUGUGGAUAAUUUUAGCAAUAUUCAUUUUAAAAACUG